Messenger RNA from Misgurnus anguillicaudatus (oriental weatherfish), 1968 nucleotides. It is a transcript of the gene pdzk1ip1, whose product is annotated as PDZK1 interacting protein 1. The record is from RefSeq and is a predicted model, not a curated record. Lineage: Eukaryota; Metazoa; Chordata; Actinopteri; Cypriniformes; Cobitidae.
UGUUGACUUAAAAUGAUAACCUGGCUUCCUGGUUUGACUCACAUCACAGGUGCUCAUGAUCAUAUACAUGCAGAGGACAUUUAAAUAAGAAAUAUGGGAAGAUCAAUCUCUGUGCUUUACUGGCUGUUUCUUACUUUUGGACCAGUUGCAGCCCAAGCAGAUAAGGUAGAACAAGCGUUGCCCAACUGGCUUACGGGAAUCAUCGCUGUCGCCGUCUUCCUCUUUCUUGUCUUCAUCGCCUUCCUUGUAAACAAAGCCUGGUUUGAAACUCCAAGCAAUCCAGAAGCAGUGAGUUCCAACGAAUACGCCAUGACCAAUGGAUCAUCAACUUAUGAAACCGUCCUCGAAGUGGUCAGAAGCAGCGAAGACCCAAAUGCAUACGAGAACGUGACCAUACACCAGACCGAAGAGAAAGUAACUGUGAUGUAACUGAAGAAAUAUCCACAUUCAGCACAACAUAUUAACCCGGUUUUCUGCUGUAAACUCCUGCUUAUAAUCUUAUUUGAUGACAAAGCUCAUUAUUUCAGUUAGCAGUGUUAUUGUAAAAUGAACUUUACUCCCAAGCUGUCACUGGGACAGUACCCUUUAAACAUUUACUAAUAUGAACCAUUUAAAUACUAAUCCAUAUACAUUUUCACCUUAAUAUACCUUUGAGGUACUAAUGAGCACCCUUCGGUAGUGUUGUAGACCACUUUUUAAAGGUCUUGGUCUCGUCUUGGAAUCGACCGCAUUUUUACUUGGUCUCGUCUCGGUCUCAGACAAAGAGGACUCGGAAUUUUAUUUCAAGACCAGCCAAGACCACAACUGAUGGCACAUCACAAAUUUAUUUUUUAUCAUUAAUUUUAUGCAGUUUAUUCAGGUUUGGCAUUGUUUAAGCAUUGUUUAAGUUUCUCCCAAUGACAAUUUUUCUAAUUUUAUUACUAAAAACACUUGCAUUGUGUUAAGUGGAUGGCACGCCAUGGAAAGACAGUUCAGAAUAAAUGGUUAAGUUGAUUUCAGCUCUUUAGUGUUUGUUCACUUUUAUUUGCUUAUAGACAAAGAUAAAUUCCCACAUAUCUGCAAUGCCUUUGAUUAUUUUAUCAACUUCUCUAAUGGCAUACACACACACACGCACACACACACACACACACACACAUGCACGCACACACAGACAAGAAGUGCCUAAUCAUAUGCAUAUUCCACAUUUUAUCAUAAGUGUUUUAAUGCAGUGACUUGCACUGUUCUUGGUCUUGACUUGGUCUCAACCCUUUAAAGUCUUGGUCUUGUCUCGGGCUGUCUUGGUCUUGGUCAUGACUUGGUCUCGAUUUAGGUGGUCUUGACUACAACACUACCCUUCGGUACCAAUAUGUACUUCUUAGGUACUAGUAUGUGAGCCUGGACUACAAAAGGGUCAAUUUUUUUUAAUUAAGAUUUAUAUAUAAACUAAAAUCUGAAUAAAUACACUUUCCAUUGAUGUUUGUUAGGAUAGGACAAUAUUUGGCCGGCUACAACUAUUUUAAAAUCUGGAAUCUAAGGGUGCUAAAAAAAACAAAGUCUUUAAAGUUGUCAAAAUGAAGUCCUUAGCAACACAUAUUACUACUGAUUAAUACAUUUUGUAUAUAUUUACAUUAGAAAAUUUCUAAAUAUCUUCAUGGAGCAUGAUCUUUACUUCACUAUCUAUUCUAAUGAUAUUAUUUGGCAUAAAAAUGGCCUUUGCCAAUAUUCCUCAUUGACAGCUAGAGACCAAUUUGUGUACCUGUAGAUAAGUGUUUAGUCUGUUCUGUUACUAAAUGCAAAUAAUAAAACAUAACCAUAUAAUUCUGUUUUUCUGUGUAUAAACUGCUACAUUUACAUGUAAAAUCACAAAUAGAUUUCAUAUCCAAUAUAAUUCAGCAUUAGAAUUCAGUAGUCAAAGACGAUUAAAAUGAAAAUAACUUUUAUUAUUUAAAUUCUACUUUUCCAAAAUAAACUGACAGACCAUACUGACCA